This is a messenger RNA of Ceratotherium simum simum (southern white rhinoceros), 885 nucleotides long. RefSeq lists its product as uncharacterized. Lineage: Eukaryota; Metazoa; Chordata; Mammalia; Perissodactyla; Rhinocerotidae. Gene Ontology annotation, cellular component: keratin filament. The record is from RefSeq and is a predicted model, not a curated record.
AUGAUCCACUCCUGCUGCUCCCCUUGCUGCCAGCCUGCCUGCUGCAGGACCACCUGCUGCCAGUCCACCUGCUGCCAGCCUUGCUGCCGCCCAACUCGGUGUCAAACCACCUGCUGCAGGACCACCUGCUCCCAGCCAACUUGUGUGACCAGCUGCUGCCGCCCUUCCUACUGCAGCUCUCCCUGCUGCCAGCCCACCUGCUCUGAGUCCAGCUGCUGUGGACAAACCUGCAGUGGGUCCAGCUGCUGCCAGCCUUGCUGCCCCCCAACUCGCUGUCAAACCACCUGCUGCAGGACCACCUGCUGCCAGCCCACCUGCAGUGGGUCCAGCUGCUGCCAGCCUUGCUGCCCCCCAACUCGCUGUCAAACUACCUGCUGCAGGACCACCUGCUGCCAACCAGCUUGUGUGACCAGCUGCUGCCGCCCUUCCUACUGCAGCUCUCCCUGCUGCCAGCCCACCUGCUCUGAGUCCAGCUGCUGUGGACAAACCUGCAGUGGGUCCAGCUGCUGCCAGCCUUGCUGUCCCCCAUCUUGCUGUCAAACUACUUGCUGCCAGCCAGCUUGCUCUGGACCCGUGUACUGCCGGAGAACCUGCUACCACCCCACCUGUGUCUGCCUGCCUUGGUGCCAAGUCCAGAGCAGUGGAUCCAGCUGCUGCCAGCCUUCCUGCUGCUGAUCACCUUCCCAAAGAACUACCAUCUGCAUACAAUACCUUUUGUUAACUGACUUGCCAUUUUGGAGCCAAAUUCACUUCCUAGACUUUGCUGACAAGCAGCAUGCUCUACCAUCAUUUCUGUUUCUCAUCUACCUGUUGAAAAACUUGUGAGCCAGCUUGAUGGAAUGCAGAGGACUUGCCUCAAUUCUCUUCCUCCUUGUGUACGUGGAU